Molecule: messenger RNA, 6264 nt
Organism: Myotis myotis
Lineage: Eukaryota; Metazoa; Chordata; Mammalia; Chiroptera; Vespertilionidae
Gene: CLASP1
Product: cytoplasmic linker associated protein 1
Exons: 43
Coding region: 391-5073 (1560 amino acids)
Biological process (GO): mitotic spindle assembly
Cellular component (GO): mitotic spindle; cytoplasmic microtubule; microtubule organizing center
Molecular function (GO): kinetochore binding; microtubule binding
Source: RefSeq, a predicted model, not a curated record
AGUGCGCAGGCGCUCUCGGCUUUUUUUUUUUUUUUAAUUUUUUUAUUUAAUCCCAGCACCAAGCACUUAACCUCAUUAGGGUGGAGGAGAAGGCGGCGGCGAUCUGAAUGGACUGCUGAAUUAUGAAGUAUUUCAGACCCAAUACCAGGACUGCACUCUGCCAUUCACUCCUUUAUCGUCUACUAGUUAUUUAAAUUGAACUUUUAAUAUCCUGCCAGCUGCUCUUCAGACACACAUGGUGCAUUGUUGCCAUUCCCCGGAUUGCAUCUUUGAAACACAGGCUCUUAGUAACCUUCAGCGAACAAAGAGGCAACCUCCCGGGUACACUAACUGGGAGGGUGUCACCCUGACUGCCCUCUAGCUUUUGCUGCAUCUCAAUUUGAAUUCACCAUGGAGCCUCGCAUGGAGUCCUGCCUGGCACAGGUGUUGCAGAAGGAUGUGGGGAAACGACUGCAGGUUGGCCAAGAACUCAUAGACUAUUUCUCAGACAAACAGAAGUCUGCUGACCUUGAGCAUGACCAGACCAUGUUAGAUAAACUUGUGGAUGGACUCGCUACCUCUUGGGUGAACUCUAGCAAUUACAAGGUGGCUCUUCUGGGCAUGGACAUCCUAUCCGCGCUAGUCACCCGGCUGCAGGAUCGGUUCAAGGCUCAGAUUGGCACAGUGCUGCCAAGUUUAAUCGACAGACUGGGAGAUGCUAAAGACUCCGUGAGGGAGCAGGACCAGGCUCUGCUGCUAAAGAUCAUGGAUCAAGCUGCUAAUCCCCAGUACGUGUGGGACCGGAUGCUGGGCGGCUUCAAGCACAAGAACUUCCGGACUCGGGAAGGCAUGUGUGUCUGCCUUGUCGCCACACUCAAUGCCUCCGGAGCACAUACUUUGACACUAAACAAGAUUGUGCCACAUAUAUGUAAUUUACUUGGAGAUCCAAACAGUCAGGUUCGAGAUGCAGCAAUAAACAGCUUAGUGGAAAUUUACAGACAUGUAGGAGAACGUGUGAGGGCAGACCUCAGUAAAAAAGGAUUGCCGCAGUCCCGGUUGAAUUUAAUUUUUACAAAAUUUGAUGAAGUCCAAAAAUCUGGAAAUAUGAUACAAUCUGCAAAUGAUAAAAAUUUUGAUGAUGAAGAUUCUGUGGAUGGUAACAGACCUUCCUCUGCCAGUUCUACAUCAUCCAAAGCUCCACCAAGCUCACGGAGAAACGCUGGAAUGGGGACCACCCGGCGGUUUGGAUCGUCCACUCUCGGGUCUAAGUCUUCAGCUCCAAAAGAAGGAGCUGGCGCUGUUGAUGAAGAGGAUUUUAUUAAGGCCUUUGACGACGUACCUGCAGUGCAGAUUUAUUCCAGUCGAGACCUCGAGGAAUCCAUAAACAAGAUUAGAGAAAUAUUAUCUGAUGACAAGCAUGAUUGGGAGCAAAGAGUAAAUGCUCUAAAAAAGAUUAGAUCUUUACUUUUGGCUGGUGCUGCUGAAUAUGAUAACUUCUUUCAACAUUUGAGACUUUUGGAUGGAGCCUUUAAACUAUCUGCUAAGGAUCUGCGGUCUCAGGUAGUGCGGGAGGCUUGUAUCACGUUGGGGCAUCUGUCAUCAGUUCUGGGGAAUAAGUUUGACCAUGGAGCUGAAGCCAUUAUGCCAACUAUCUUUAAUUUAAUUCCAAACAGUGCCAAAAUUAUGGCCACUUCUGGUGUUGUAGCUGUUAGGUUAAUCAUUCGGCACACACAUAUCCCUAGGCUAAUACCUGUGAUAACAAGCAACUGUACCUCCAAGUCUGUUGCAGUUAGAAGACGCUGUUUUGAAUUUUUAGAUUUACUUUUACAAGAAUGGCAAACACAUUCACUGGAACGGCACAUAUCAGUAUUAGCCGAAACGAUAAAGAAGGGAAUACAUGAUGCUGACUCUGAAGCCAGGAUAGAAGCCAGAAAGUGCUACUGGGGGUUCCACAGUCACUUCAGCAGAGAAGCAGAGCACUUGUACCACGCGCUGGAGUCCUCCUACCAGAAGGCCCUGCAGUCCCACUUGAAGAACUCGGACAGCAUCGUGUCUUUGCCGCAAUCCGAUCGCUCGUCUUCUAGCUCUCAAGAGAGUCUGAAUCGGCCGCUCUCUGCCAAAAGAAGUUCCACUGGAAGUAGCGCCUCUAGAGCUUCUACCGUCAGCACCAAAUCUGGGUCAACGACUGGGUCCCUUCAGCGAUCCCGGAGUGACAUCGAUGUGAACGCAGCGGCCAGUGCCAAGUCCAAAGCCUCGGCUUCAGGCUCCGCGCCCUUCAGCUCCGCAGCGGCCUUGCCUCCGGGCUCAUACGCAUCCUUAGAUGGUACUGCCACUAAAGCGGAGGGUCGGAUUCGUACGAGAAGGCAGAACUCCGGGAGUACCACCAAUGUCGCCUCUAUACCUUCUGAUAAUCGAGGCCGCAGUCGCGCUAAAGUGGUUUCACAGUCCCAGCGAUCCAGAUCUGCUAAUCCUGCUGGUGCUGGCAGCCGGUCAAGUUCUCCAGGGAAAUUGUUGGGAAGUGGUUAUAGUGGCCUUGCUGGGGGUUCCUCAAGAGGCCCGCCGGUGACACUCCCUUCAGAAAAACGAAGCAAGAUUCCCAGAAGUCAGGGAUGUAGCCGAGAAACAAGUCCAAACCGAAUAGGAUUAGCACGGAGCAGCCGUAUCCCUCGACCCAGCAUGAGUCAGGGGUGCAGCCGCGAUACCAGCCGUGAGAGCAGCCGAGAUACAAGCCCUGCUCGGGGCUUCCCUCCACUGGCCUCUCGACGGCAUUCCAGGUCCACUAGCGCUCUCUCCACUGCUGACUCUGUCGGGCAGUCAGACCGGUUUGGGCUUGGCCAGGCAGGAAGAAUACCUGGUUCUGUGAAUGCCAUGCGCGUGUUAAGCACAAGUACAGAUCUUGAAGCUGCUGUUGCUGACGCUUUGCUGUUAGGAGACUCCAGGAGCAAGAAGAAGCCUGUGAGGAGGAGAUAUGAGCCCUAUGGGAUGUAUUCUGACGAUGAUGCCAACAGUGAUGCCUCGAGUGUUUGCUCUGAGCGCUCGUAUGGUUCCAGGAAUGGCGGCAUCCCCCAUUACCUGCGGCAGACCGAGGAUGUGGCAGAAGUUCUCAACCACUGCGCCAGCUCAAACUGGUCAGAGAGGAAAGAAGGGCUUCUGGGCCUGCAGAACUUACUGAAGAGCCAGAGAACACUGAGUCGAGUAGAAUUGAAAAGAUUGUGUGAGAUCUUCACACGAAUGUUUGCUGACCCACAUAGCAAGAUUGCUGAUUCAGAACCAGAAUGUGAGGAUAAAGAAGGAAAUUUGUUUCCAUCAGAAGGCUCUUGUACAAGAGUUUUCAGUAUGUUUUUGGAGACUCUUGUUGAUUUUAUAAUAAUUCAUAAGGAUGAUUUGCAAGACUGGCUUUUUGUUCUUCUCACACAAUUACUUAAGAAAAUGGGGGCAGAUUUACUUGGAUCUGUGCAAGCGAAAGUUCAGAAAGCUCUAGAUGUCACAAGGGACUCCUUUCCAUUUGAUCAACAAUUUAACAUCUUGAUGAGAUUUAUUGUGGAUCAAACUCAGACUCCUAACCUCAAGGUCAAAGUUGCAAUCCUGAAGUACAUUGAGUCUCUCGCGAGACAGAUGGAUCCAAUUGACUUUAUAAACUCUAGUGAGACCAGGCUUGCUGUUUCUAGAAUUAUAACCUGGACAACAGAACCAAAGAGUUCCGACGUGAGAAAGGCUGCCCAGAUUGUGCUAAUAUCGCUGUUUGAAUUGAACACUCCUGAAUUUACUAUGUUACUUGGUGCCUUGCCCAAAACAUUCCAGGAUGGUGCCACCAAACUCCUGCAUAACCACCUCAAGAAUUCCAGUAACACCAGUGUGAGCUCUCCGAGCAACACAAUUGGACGGACUCCCUCCCGACACAACAGCAGCAGGACCAGCCCCCUGACCUCACCUACCAACUGUUCCCACGGGGGCCUGUCUCCAAGCUUGCUGGACAAUGAUACAGAGAACCUGAACUCUGAAGAAAUCUAUAGUUCUUUGCGUGGAGUUACAGAAGCCAUUGAAAAGUUCAGUUUUCGAAGCCAAGAGGAUCUGAAUGAGCCAAUUAAACGAGAUGGCAAGAAGGACUGUGAUAUUGUAUCCCGGGAUGGUGGAGUUGCGUCCCCUGCCACGGAGGGCCGGGGCGGCAGUGACGUGGUGGAAGGAGGCAGAACAGCUCUGGACAACAAGACCUCCCUGCUCAACACCCAGCCUCCGCGCGCCUUCCCGGGGCCGCGGGCGCGCGACUACAACCUGUACCCCUACCCGGACACCAUCAACACCUACGACAAGACAGCCCUGAAGGAGGCCGUGUUUGACGACGACAUGGAGCAGCUUCGAGAUGUGCCCAUUGACCAUUCGGACUUGGUGGCGGACCUUCUGAAAGAGCUGUCCAACCACAACGAGCGCGUGGAGGAGCGGAAGGGCGCCCUGCUGGAGCUGCUCAAGGUCACCCGGGAGGACAGCCUGGGCGUCUGGGAGGAGCACUUCAAGACCAUCCUGCUCCUGCUCCUGGAGACCCUUGGGGACAAAGACCAUUCCAUUCGCGCGCUGGCGCUGAGAGUUUUACGGGAGAUUCUGAGAAACCAGCCAGCAAGAUUCAAAAACUACGCCGAGCUGACGAUCAUGAAGACUCUGGAGGCCCACAAAGACUCCCACAAGGAGGUGGUGAGAGCCGCCGAGGAAGCUGCGUCCACUCUGGCCAGCUCCAUCCACCCGGAGCAGUGCAUCAAAGUGCUCUGCCCCAUCAUCCAGACGGCCGACUACCCCAUCAACCUGGCUGCCAUCAAGAUGCAGACCAAGGUCGUGGAGAGGAUCGCCAGGGAGUCCCUGCUGCAGCUGCUGGCUGACAUCAUCCCGGGCCUGCUGCAGGGUUAUGACAACACUGAAAGUAGUGUGCGGAAGGCCAGUGUGUUCUGCUUGGUGGCAAUUUAUUCCGUAAUCGGAGAAGAGCUGAAACCUCACCUUGCACAGCUCACGGGGAGCAAGAUGAAGCUGCUGAACUUGUACAUCAAGAGGGCGCAGACCACGAACAGCAACAGCAGCUCCUCCUCCGACGUCUCCACGCACAGCUAAUGGCAGCGCGGCGUCCGAGCCGCAGAGCAGCCGCGGUGCCUCUCAGACCUUCCCGCCCCUCGUAGGCUCCCGUCAGGGCGAGGAGGCCACGCAUAUUUAUUACAAUCAGUAUUUGGUCCCUUCCAGCUUUCGUGUAGAAUCUUACUGGCAUUGAAUGUAAGGAGCAAGGCCUGUUUUGCGUCCGCACACACAACGGCAGGAGUGAAAGAGCCAUGCAGUGUCCAGCGCUGAGGGCCCGCGGGCGCAGCGUGCCGGCCGCCCGCCAGCCAACACCGACACCCGACGGGGAGGGAGCGCUCUGAUGAGCAGGGUGUGGCGGUCUGUGUUUCUCUUUCAUCUUAGCGUCCUGCGUCCUGGACGUGGCCGUGCAGGGCAGGUUCCCUCCCCGCCACCCCAGCCGCCGCCAUGGAAGGGUUAGUUGUGCCUCUUUAAGUUGUAUGUUGAGACCUGCUAAGAACGUGGAGCACGUGGCAGGACGGAGGGAAAGCGCGGAGGGCCUCUGGCAGACCCCGGUGUUGCUUCUGUACCUGGGCCAAAGGCUGCGCCCUCGCGCUGGUGUCCGCGCCGUGCCCGGUGCUGCCCCGCUGCCCGUGGCUCCCGGGCCUGCGGAAGCUUCUUCAGGGGCUCCUCUCGGGCCCUGGGCCUUGGUCUUUCUGACUCGGCGCUGUCGUCUGUCCCUCCUGUCCCCCCACCCCCAGCGUUUGCUUAAGCUGCGCAGUUCUAAAGCGUUCUCACUGAACCCGCCCGGCUCCCGCUUUCUGCCGCUGCCAUCGUCGAGGCUGCGGCCGGCGAGGCGGCUCCUCAAGGACACUCCCCUCUGGCCAGCACUCGCGUCCGACACCCUCUGCAGCUGCUGCAGCGGGUUUCCUCAUCUUCUCUCCCUGCCGCCCUUUAUUUAUCAAACAUAACACACAUCAAACAACAGCAAGCAGGAACUCUGUAGAACCCGCAGGACUUUGCUGGCAGUGACGUUUGGAAGUGAAAAGAAAAUGCUCUAAAAGAUACCGGCCACCAAAUGUUUGGUCAGCGCUGUGUGUGCACGCAUGGUCCCACACCCCCCGGUUGGGUUUCUGUUUUUUGGUUUUAUUUGGGGGGGCUUUUUCACGUUUCACUCUCUAGUGUAUCAUGCAAAUGUACAGACUCUUUUGUUAAUAAUGUAGGAUUUGCUAAAAAAUAAAAAAUAAAAGAACC